AAGGACCUGUACAAGGAGGCCAUGAUGGAGGAGCAUCAGCCUCUUAUAUCACAAGAUGGAUCCAGGAGGAGAAAUCCCACCAAUCGAUGUCCACGGAAGGUCCCAGAGAACCUUCAGGAUGAAAAUCUGAUGGAUAUUAAGGUUAAGGUUAAAGAAAAAACAGAAGAGGAGACGGAUUUAUGGGGCGAUCAGCCGUAUGGAUCCAGGAGGAGAAAUCCACCAGAGAGAUGUCCCCGUCCUCUGUAUUCCCAGGACUGUCCAGAGGAGACGGUCCCAGAGGACCCUCAGGAUGAAAAUCUGAUUGAUAUCAAGAUUAUCGUUAAAGAUGAACCUGAAGAGGAGACGGAUGUAAUGGACGAUCUGCAAUAUGGACUCAUAGAAGGAAAUCCACCAGAGAGAUGUUCCCAAGAAGAGUGGAUGAUGGACGAUCCCCCCUGUAAGAGUGAGGUGGAGGAGGACAUUCCAGGAGAUGUCACCACAGAAAACCUGAAUACGAAUUCUGAUGGAAAGUUCAUGUUAUCGCUGAAUAUUAAAGCAGAAGAUGAAGAUAUCAUGCAGCACUUUUCAGAAGAAAACCUAAUUUCCUUUAACGUACAUUCUGGACUUCCCAGUACAGAUCGGUCAUAUAAUUCCACUAAUUAUGACUACCCUUGUCCUGAUAAAUCACACAUUGCUACCCCAAGUAGAGGUCAGAAAGAGGGUAACAGGUUUCACAGUAGUAAACCAUUUUCAAUGCUUUCAAUACAUAGCAGAAUUCACACAGGGGAGAAACCAUGGUCCUGUUCAGAAUGUGGAAAAUGUUUUACCCAGAAAUCAUAUCUUGUUAAACAUGAGAGAAGUCACACAGGAGAGAGACCAUAUUCAUGUUCAGAAUGUGGAAAUUGUUUUACACAAAAAUCAAGUCUUGUUAUACAUCAGAGAGGUCAUACAGGAGAGAAGCCAUAUUCAUGUUCAGAAUGUGGUAAAUGUUUUUCAUGUAAAUCAUAUCUUGCUAAACAUGGGAGAACUCACACAGGAGAAAAGCCGUAUUCGUGUUCAGAAUGUGGGAAAUAUUUUACAAGUAAAUCAAGUUUUGUUACACAUGGCAGAAUUCACACAGGAGAGAAGCCAUAUUCGUGUUCAGAAUGUGGGAAAUGUUUUGCACAAAGAUCAGGUCUUGUUACACAUGAGAGACGUCACACAGGAGAGAAGCCAUAUUCAUGUUCAGAAUGUGGGAAAUGUUUUAGAAUUAAAUCAUAUCUUGUUUCACAUGAGAGAAGUCACAAUGGAGAGAAGCCAUAUUUGUGUUCAGAAUGUGGGAAAAGUUUUACAGAUAAAUCAACUCUUGUUAUACAUAAAAGAAUUCACACAGGAGAGAAGCCAUAUUCAUGUUCAGAAUGUGGGAAAUGUUUUACACAUAAAUCAGGUCUUGUUAUACAUGAGAGACAUCACACAGGAGAGAAACCAUUUCCCCCGUGUAAGAGUGAGGUGGAGGAGGACGCUCCAGGAGAUGUCACCACAGAUCCCAGUAAGAAUUCUGAGGGAAACUUCAUGUUAUCGCUAACCUAUAAAGCAGAAGAUGAGGACAUCAUGCAGUGCUCUUCAGGAGAAAACCUCAUUACCUUUAAUGUACAUGCAGGACUUCACAGCACAGAUCUGUCAUAUAAUCCGCCUAAUCAUGAGGAACCUUCUCCUGACCAGUCACAUAUUGUUACCCCAAAUACAAGUCAGAAAUGGGGUCAAAGGUUUCAGGGUGUUGAACGGUUCAUAAAAAGCUCAGGCAUUUCUAAACAAGAAUAUGGUUCUGGUGGAACUCACACUGGGGAAAAGCCAUACUCCUGCUUAGAAUGUGGGAAAUGCUUUAAAGAGAAAUCAAGUUUUGUUACACAUGAGAGAAUUCACACAGGAGAAAAGCCAUAUUCUUGUUCAGAAUGUGGGAAAUGUUUUAGAAAUAAAUCACAUCUUGUUGCACAUGAUAGGAGAAUUCAUAAACGGGAAAAGCCAUAUUCAUGUUCAGAAUGUGGAAAAUAUUUUGCACAGAAAUCAAAUCUUGUUGCACAUGAGAGAAGUCACACAGGAGAGAAACCAUAUUCAUGUUCAGAAUGCGGGAAAUGUUUUACACAAAAAUCCGCUCUUGUUACACAUGAGAGAAGUCACACAGGAGAGAAGCCGUAUUCAUGUUCAGAAUGUGAGAAAUGUUUUGCAAUUAAAGCAAAUCUUCUUAGACAUAAGAGAAGCCACACAGGAGAGAAGCCAUAUUCCUGUUCAGAAUGUGGGGAAAUUUUUAUUACCAAAGCAAGACUUGGUCAUCAUCAGACAAUUCACAGAGGAGAAAAACCAUAUUCUUGUCCAGAAUGUGGGAAGUGCUUCACAGCUAUAUCAGAUCUUGUUAAACAUAAGAGAAUUCACACAGGAGAGAAGCCAUAUUCGUGUUCUGAAUGCGGGAAAUGUUUUACACAAAAAUCAACUCUGGUGACACAUGAGAGAAGUCACACAGGAGAGAAGCUUUAUUCUUGUUCAGAAUGUGAGAAAUGUUUUGCUGCUAAAGCAAAUCUUGUUAGACAUAAGCGGAGAAAUCACACAGGAGAGAUGCCAUAUUCAUGUUCAGUAUGUGGAAAGUGCUUCACAGAUAACUCUGGUCUUGUUAAACACGUGAGACGUCACAUGGGAGAGAAGCCAUUUUCAUGUUCAGAAUGUGGGAAAUGUUUUACAGAUAAAUCAAAUUUUAUUAGACAUCAGAGAAUUCACACAGGAGAGAAACCAUAUUCAUGUUCAGAAUGUGGGAAAUGUUUUAUUACUAAAGAACAACUUGGGAAUCAUCAAAAAAUUCACACAGGAGAGAAACCAUUUUCAUGUUCAGAAUGUGGAAAAUGUUUUAUUAUUAAAGCCAGACUUAGGGAACAUCAGCGAAUUCAUACAGGAGAGAAACCAUAUUCAUGUUCAGAAUGUGGGCUAGGUUUUAUUACUAAAGAACAACUUUCGAAUCAUCAGAGAAGUCACACAGGAGAGAAGCCAUUUUCAUGUUCAGAAUGUGGGAAAUGUUUUAUUACUAAAGGAAGACUUAGGGGUCAUCAGAGAAGUCACACAGGAGAGAAACCAUAUUCAUGUUCAGAAUGUGGGAAGCGUUUUACACAAAAAUCAGAUCUUGUUAUACACGAGAGAAUUCACACAGGAGAGAAACCAUAUUCAUGUUCAGAAUGUGGGAAAUGUUUUAUUACUAAAUUCAAACUUAGAGAUCAUCAGAGAAGUCACAAAGGGGAGGCGCCAUCUUGAUGUUCUAAAUGUAUAAAAUGUUUUACUAGGAAAUCAAGAUUUAAAAUUUAGCAGAGAAUCCGUGUACAGAUGAAACCAUAUUAUUGUAUGGAUUGUGGGACAGGCUGUAAAAGCAAAACAGAAUAAAAGAAAUGUACCAUAUUGGGUUAUUUAUAGAUAUUAAACAGUCAAUAAGAAGAUUUAUUUUUUUGGGUGGAAUUAGCAUGGAUCUCCAAGAUGACCAAAUUAUAUUUCUCUGAGGUCAACUGAGAGAAGCAUCCAUGGAGGAAAAGUAAUGUGUGUAUAAAGAAGAGGAGUCUCGUUUACCUCCAGAGCAGAGAAGAUGAAUUGUCCCCAUGAACCUUGCUUCUUAUCUCUGUAUUCA
Molecule: messenger RNA, 3616 nt
Organism: Bufo bufo (common toad)
Lineage: Eukaryota; Metazoa; Chordata; Amphibia; Anura; Bufonidae
Product: zinc finger protein 585A-like
Exons: 9
Coding region: 22-3252 (1076 amino acids)
Source: RefSeq, a predicted model, not a curated record